CACAUCAGACCCUCUUCUUCACCCGUGGCUGCAGGGUUUUUCUUUGUUAAAAAGAAAGAUGGGGGCCUGCGUCCUUGCUUAGAUUUCCGUGAGUUAAACCAGAUAACCAUCCGUGACCCAUACCCUCUUCCUCUCAUUCCUGACCUUUUUAAUCAGAUUGCGGGUGCUAAGUGGUUCUCCAAACUUGAUCUUAGGGGGGCCUACAAUCUGAUUCGUAUCAGGGAAGGGGAUGAGUGGAAGACAGCUUUUAACACCCCUGAGGGGCAUUAUGAAAAUCUAGUUAUGCCUUUCGGUCUGACCAAUGCCCCUGCUGUCUUCCAACAUUUUGUUAAUGAUAUUUUUAGUCAUCUCAUCGGCAGGUUUGUAGUCAUAUACCUAGAUGAUAUCUUAAUUUAUUCGGCUGAUCUGAAAACACAUGAGGUGCAUGUCAGGCAAGUACUGCAGGUCCUACGGACGAAUAAAUUAUAUGCGAAAAUUGAAAAAUGUGUCUUCGCUGUUCAGGAAUUACAGUUCCUGGGAUAUCUAUUAUCUGCUUCAGGUUUCCGCAUGGAUCCUGGGAAGGUCCAGGCAAUUGUAGAUUGGGAUCUUCCUGAGAACCUUAAAGCCCUACAACGGUUUUUGGGUUUCGCUAAUUUCUAUAGAAAGUUCAUUAAAAAUUAUUCAGUGAUCGUUAAACCCCUUACCGAUAUGACUAGGAAGGGGACGGAUUUUUCCAAAUGGUCUGACGCCGCUAAAGAUGCAUUUUCCUCUCUAAAGGAGAGGUUUACCUCGGCACCUAUGGUCUUGACAAAUAACAUCACCUCUGUUAGCCUUCUGGGAAUUCCUAAUCUUCAAAACUUCACAUUUAUGUUCUUCUCUCUACUAGUUUUUAUAUACUGUGCAACCAUUUCUGGAAACCUUCUCAUCUUGUUCUUGUAUUUAGUGAGUAAAUCCCUUCGAUCACCCAUGUACUUCUUCAUUACACAGCUUUCACUCUGUGACCUCCUGCUCUCUACAGAUAUUGUCCCCAUGCUUCUUCAUACCAUUCUGUAUGGAGGGACCACUAUGACUCUUCCCAGCUGCAUCAUCCAGUUUUUUUUCUUUGUCAUCUCAGAGUCCUCGGAAUGUCUUCUUCUGUCAGUGAUGUCCUAUGAUCGGUAUCUGGCCAUCUGUAACCCCCUUCGUUAUAACUCCAUCAUGAAUAAUACGUUUUGUGUGACAUCAGUAGAUAUCAUUUGGUCGGUUGGCUUUAUAGUGACAUUGUAUUAUGCUAUUUCAAUAAAUAAUUUGUAUUUCUGUGGACCACACGUUAUUGACCAUUUCUACUGUGAUUUUGAACCUAUCCUGCAGCUCUCUUGCUCUGAUACAUCUAUAAUUCACAUCCAAAUUCUUAUACUGAGUUUUUUCUUUGCAAUGUUACCUUUUAUAAUCAUUGUGAUGUCCUAUGUCUACAUUGUCAUUGCCAUCGUGAAGAUUCAAUCCAAUACCGGAAGACAUAAAGCCUUCUCCACUUGUAGCUCCCACCUCGUUGUGGUUUCCUUAUUUUAUGGGACAAUAAUCAUUGUUUAUAUGUUUCCUACAAAAGGACAAUCUCUGCUCCUGAGUAAGGUCUUGUCUCUGAUGUAUACUGUGCUGGCCCCACUGCUCAAUCCUAUCAUAUACACCCUGAGGAACAAAGACUUCAAAGAAUCUUUUCAGAAGGUUAAGUAUGUUAUAAAAGAGUCCAUUCACAAUGAGAACGGGGAAGAACCACCGCAGCACGUGUCAGAUGACAAUGACGCAACACAGGUUACAACUGCUGGGGCUUUCUGGGGCAGUGUGCAGACCGGCCAGGAGGGCAUGGGUGAGGAGUGGGUGGAAGAUGAUGUGGAGGAUAAUGAGGUUCUACACCUCACAUGGGAAAGACCCCACACCAUGCAGGAGCUGUGA
This is a messenger RNA of Bufo bufo (common toad), 1908 nucleotides long. RefSeq lists its product as uncharacterized. Gene Ontology annotation, molecular function: G protein-coupled receptor activity; olfactory receptor activity. Gene Ontology annotation, cellular component: membrane. The annotation marks the transcript as partial. NCBI's taxonomy places the organism in Eukaryota, Metazoa, Chordata, Amphibia, Anura, Bufonidae. Gene Ontology annotation, biological process: G protein-coupled receptor signaling pathway. The record is from RefSeq and is a predicted model, not a curated record. The transcript is spliced from 4 exons.